This is a messenger RNA of Diatraea saccharalis (sugarcane borer), 1125 nucleotides long. Lineage: Eukaryota; Metazoa; Arthropoda; Insecta; Lepidoptera; Crambidae. The record is from the annotation of a GenBank genome assembly.
AUGGCGCCCAUCACCACUUGGAUGCACCAGAAGCAGUGCCAAGAUAAAUUUAAAAACUUCUCAUACAUACCAGACGAGGAAGCUGCCACACUCGACAGCCAAUUCUUCGAGUACUCUAAACUACUAGAUAACAAGAGAGAUGGAAAAACUAUCACCUUAUAUCGUUCCGAUUACUGGAUGAGACAGGCGAAAAUAUUAGAAGACAGGAAGAUAACCAUGACCAACACCGAUUUGAAAUACUGCGAAGCUUAUUUUGACUCAGUCAUAUGCUGGAAACCCACCCCGGCCGGGAACACUACCUUCGAGAACUGUCCCGACGUACGCCUCAGUGAUCCUACCAAAUUAGCCUUCAGAACUUGUGGCCAAUCUGGACUGUGGUUGAAUCGGCGACAGAUCGAAUCUAGCGUUGCUGGCUGGACCAAUUACACUCCUUGUUUCCCGGCCAAUGUUAAACAUCUGUUUGAUCAAGUAACAGACGACGAUAACGCACAGAUUAAAUCCAAAGCUUUAAUCCAAAUUGCCCGAAACACUCGUAUAUUGGACAUAAUCGGUUUUAGUGUAUCAUUAAUAGCUCUAGUGCUGUCUCUAUUUAUUUUUACACGCUUCAGGUCAUUAAAAAACCACCGCAACAGAAUACAUAAGAGUUUAUUCACUGCGAUGAUACUGCAAUACCUUCUUCAACAAUUACUAUAUAUUGAUCAGGAAUUUGCACGUAGUAGACCUGGGGAUCAUUUCAUCUCUACGAACUCAUCAAUCCAUGUAAUCGAGAACACGCCGUACGUCUGUGAGAUUUUUUACGUGCUGUUGGAGUACUUCAUAUCGGCGAUGUUCAUAUGGAUGUUAAUUGAGGGCAUAUAUCUGAACAGCUUGGUAUCUAUCGCCGCCUUUAAAUACCGCGUCUCCUACGUUAUCUACUACUCUGUUGGAUGGGGUGUGCCCUUCAUCAUCACCGCUGUGUGGGCUGUAAUUACCGCCUUGCAUUAUCAAAAAGAAGAUGUCAAAAAGUGCUGGUAUGGAUACAAUUUCGAACGAAUUUACUGGAUAGUGCAAGGGCCGCGACUGGGAAUCGUCGUUAAAAUGAGCAGAGAAGAACAAAUACCUAAUAAACUGGAUACAAGAAACUGA